This is a messenger RNA of Sphenostylis stenocarpa, 219 nucleotides long. Lineage: Eukaryota; Viridiplantae; Streptophyta; Magnoliopsida; Fabales; Fabaceae. The record is from the annotation of a GenBank genome assembly.
AUGGGGAAAGAGUCUAGAAACAAGCAUGUCAUGGUUCACAAAUGCCUAGUCAAUAGGCAAAUAGAUGAGUGCUACCCUCUUGGCCUAGAUGAUGAAGAUGAUGAUGGUGUGGGGUUGGAGCAACUAUGUUUAGUGGCAAGCAAAAAAACAAGAAAAGGAAGGUUGGAACGAAAAGAUCACUUCCUUUUUCUUGUCAAUUCUAAUUUGAACUUCGAGUGA